Neurospora tetrasperma FGSC 2508 is the source of this 1764-nucleotide messenger RNA. RefSeq lists its product as uncharacterized. Gene Ontology annotation, biological process: ribosome assembly; translation. The transcript is spliced from 3 exons. The coding region runs from base 71 to 1162 and encodes 363 amino acids. The record is from RefSeq and is a predicted model, not a curated record. Gene Ontology annotation, molecular function: structural constituent of ribosome. Gene Ontology annotation, cellular component: mitochondrial large ribosomal subunit; ribosome. Lineage: Eukaryota; Fungi; Ascomycota; Sordariomycetes; Sordariales; Sordariaceae.
CUCCGUCCAGUCUUUCUGUUUGGAGAGAGAGAGAGAGGCCCCGAUUGCCAAUGCCAUCCACACCGGCACCAUGAGUCUCAAUGUGCCGUCCAGGCGGCUCCUGAAGAGCGCCCCCUCCUCCGCCAACGCCCUCGUCCCGGCCCUCCAGUCCCUCUCCAUCAACACCCGAUCCAUCCACACCACCCCCUCCCAACAAUGGAGUCUCUUCGGCUGGGGCAAGCAAAAGGUGGAAGAGCGUAACAAGGUCAAGGAGGAGCUCAAGCAGAGCGAGCUCGCUCGCACCCGGAAGCCCACGCAGGAAGAGAUCUUUGAGCGCGUCCGCGGCCGUCUCGAAGGCGACUCCAUCUUCGCCGACACCACCCCUUCAUCCGAACUGGCCGCCGAGCAGGACAAGCACAAGGACUGGGCGACCGCCAGCGCCGAGAAGAAGCUUGCCGCCGCGCACGCCAAGGACCAGACGCCGACGGGCAUCUCGCUGAAGAAGGACCACCUGGUGCGCGUCGUCGACCCGGACCCGCGCUCGCGCGUGCGGUGGGAGCGCAAGAUGGUGAUCCGCAAGCUGCAGCGCGGCACGGACCCGUGGAGCGUCGAGCCCAAGGCGGAGCGCAUCGCCCGCACCGAGCGCAAGUUGGUGUACAAGACGGGCUACUUGCCGACCUCGGUCAAGAAGCUGGUGCACCUGUCGCGCCAGAUCCGCGGCAAGACGGUGUCGGAGGCCCUGGUGCAGAUGCAGUUCAGCAAGAAGAAGAUGGCCAAGGAGGUCAAGACGGAGCUGCUUAGGGCCGAGGCCAAAGCCAUUGUCACGCGCGGUAUGGGCUUGGGCAAGGCCGCCGCCGCCGCUCAGAAGGAGACUGGCGCGGAGCCCGUCAAGAUCCAGACCAAGGACGGCAAGUACCUGGAGAUCCGCGACCCGACGCGCAUCUACGUUGCCGAGACUUUUGUCAACAAGGGUUUCAUCAGAGGUGUUGAGCUCGAUUAUCGUGCCAGAGGCAGGGUGUUUAAGAUGAACAAACCUACUACGACCAUGACCGUCGUCCUCAAGGAAGAAAAGACGCGCAUCCGCGAACACCAAGAACGCGUCGCCAAGAAGCUUCGCCAGGGUCCCUGGGUUCACCUUCCCGACCGUCCCGUUACUUCCCAGCGCCAAUUUUACUCUUGGUAAAAGCCUCGCUGCAGUGGCUCCGUCCCCGUCCCCUCCCGUCGUCCUGUGCCGUCCCAUCCAAGUGUACACACCCCACUCCCACCUCACAGCCCGGGACUGAGUACCUUAUGUAUGUGUCGGUGGCGGCUUCCCUGCCGCUGCCUUUUGGUAGUUGCAGUUGCAGUGCAGUACAGUACAGUACAGUGCAGUGCAGUGCAGUGCAGUGCAGUGCAAUGCAGUGCAAUGGGUAGCAGAAGAACAAGAAAUCCAUGGAUCGAUUACAGACAGCACUUCUCCUUCCUUUCCACUCACUUUCGCUAAAUGCAGUGGCCCAUGUCCCACCCAUCGAUGUCCCCAUAUCAAGGAAAAAGAAUGAAGGUGUGGCUGAUGGGAGGGGAGGGGAGGGGAUACAAUCACAUGAUGGUGAUGGUGGGAAGAAGCAGCGAUGUGUUGUGUGUAAAUGUGUACGAAUAACAGGCAGGCAGACAGGCAAUGCUUAAGCGAAUGAAAGAAGAAGAAGACGGCGGAGGCCUCCAGCCAGCCCUUCUUCCCCUCGUUCUUUUCGUUUACGGUACCCUGUCAUUUUGUAAAAUAGAUUGCAAUAUACCAAGAAAGCCACUCGA